Messenger RNA from Daucus carota subsp. sativus, 1260 nucleotides. Its product is annotated as putative F-box/LRR-repeat protein 9. Lineage: Eukaryota; Viridiplantae; Streptophyta; Magnoliopsida; Apiales; Apiaceae. The transcript is spliced from 2 exons. The coding region runs from base 138 to 1064 and encodes 308 amino acids. Gene Ontology annotation, molecular function: protein binding. The record is from RefSeq and is a predicted model, not a curated record.
UUAGAAAUACUAAUCAAUUAGUAGCACUUACAUACACAUCUUUGCUCUAUUCAUUAUAAUCGGGGACUGGAACAAAGCCACAAGACAAUCAUAAUUUGUACCGGAGUUGCAGUGUUCUCUAGCUAUACUCCUAUAGUAUGCCUCCCCAAGAAAAACCCUCCGGAAAAUCCAAAGCCAUGAAGAACAAAAAGCGUGCUCAAAACCCAAAUUGCCCCAAUUUUUGUGAUGAUGUUAUUAUAACAGAUAAAAUAUCGAAACCAAGAAUAAAGAGAAAGCAGCGUCCAAACUGGCUACAACUUCCUUAUGAUGUCACAAUAAACAUCUUCCGAAAGUUGGGGGCUGUUGAGAUUCUUCUGAAUGCCCGGAAGGUGUGUAAAGCUUGGCAUAAUAUCUGCAAAGAGCCUUUCCUAUGGAUAGUGACUAGCAUGCACCAUGAUGUAGAUUAUGGAAAAUUUGAGCCUGCUCAUCUUGAUUUGAUUUGUAUGGCUGCGGUUGAUCGAAGCCAAGGCCAGCUUCUCGAUGUCUCCAUUGAGUUUUUAGCCACCCGUACGGUGAUGAAUUACAUUGCUCAAAGAUCAAGUCAGCUUAGUCGUCUCCGGCUUGUGAAUUGUCACUAUUACUUAGACCGACACACCUGGAAUAAAUUUUUGGAAAGAGUUCCUCUUCUGGAGGAACUUAGCCUUAAGUUUUCUGGUAUGCCAGGGGAGGCUAUUGAGGAUGCUAGUCGUCAUUGUCCUAUGCUGACAACAAUCAAAAUUCGUGUUUACGACAAGGGCUGUCAUCCUUGUUUAGAUGUUGUGCUGGCUGCAGCAAUGGGAAUGACUCAAUUACGCCACCUCCAACUUUCUGGUUAUGUGAUAUUGAGAAGACAUUUGGAGGCUAUCAUCUCGAGUGGCUGUACGCAUCUUGAGUCGCUUGAUCUCACUGGUUGUUUCUCCGCUCGUGAUAUUAUCUCUUUAAGUUUAAGGGAAAAAUGUAUUGCACAGAUUGAAAAUAUAAGAUUCCCCGCUGACUGGAUGGGAAAAUUCAUGGGCGAAGCUGACUGGAGCGAAAUGGAGGACUAAGGUGGCUUUUGUUGGAUGGGAUAGAAAAGAGGGAUUUAGCCCAUCCAAGUGAAAGAUAUGAGGUUUCCUUCAGCGUGUGCUUCUGACUGUAUGUAAGAAGUCUUAUAGGAUGCUAACUUUUGAUUAAGGCCGGAAACAAAACUAUUUUAUUGGAAAUAAAAUUUUGUUUUUGUCAUUUUUGACAAAUUGACAAUCA